Heterobasidion irregulare TC 32-1 is the source of this 1580-nucleotide messenger RNA. RefSeq lists its product as uncharacterized. The transcript is spliced from 12 exons. Gene Ontology annotation, cellular component: heterotrimeric G-protein complex. Lineage: Eukaryota; Fungi; Basidiomycota; Agaricomycetes; Russulales; Bondarzewiaceae. Gene Ontology annotation, molecular function: GTPase activity; guanyl nucleotide binding; G-protein beta/gamma-subunit complex binding. Bases 1 to 1149 code for a protein of 382 amino acids. The record is from RefSeq and is a predicted model, not a curated record. Gene Ontology annotation, biological process: adenylate cyclase-activating G protein-coupled receptor signaling pathway.
AUGCACUCCAGGUCCACCCCGGACGACGACGACCCGCUCGCCGCCGCCCUCCGCCCCCCGCCAGACGAGUCCCCAGACACCCGCGCCCUGCGCCUCGCUCGCGAGGAAGACGCCCGCCGCGUCUCCCGCGCCAUCGACGACGCCAUCCGCGCAGAGCGCCAGCUCAACAAGAAACGCCGCAUCGUCCGCGUCCUCCUCCUCGGCCAGUCCGAGUCCGGCAAGUCUACGACGCUCAGACAAUUCCAGCGCCUCUACACCCCGACCGCCUUCCGCGAGGAGCGCGUCCACUGGCGCGCCGUCGUGCAGCUCAACCUCAUCCGCUCCGUGCACACCAUCCUCGCCGCCCUUGCCGGCGGAGGCGGAGGCGGGGAAGAAGCGGGCGCGGGCGCGGGCGCGGCGGACGAGCCGCAGAGCGCGCUGUGGGCGUGCCGGAAGGACCUGAUGGCGCUGUGGGGGUCGCAGCGCGUGCGGGAGGUGCUGGCGCUGAAGCGGGUGAGGCUGGAGGACGAGAGUGGGUUUUUCUUGAACGACUUGCCGCGGCUUACGGCGCACGAUUAUUUCCCGACGGACGACGACGUGCUCAAGGCGCGGCUGAAGACGAUCGGCGUGUCGGAGUACAAGUUCGAGCUCGAGGCGGGCCCGCAGAGCGGGACGGAGUGGCGGAUCGUGGAUGUGGGCGGGUCGCGGUUCCAGGUGCCGACGUGGGUGCCUUUCUUCGACGACGUGGACGCGAUCAUCUUCCUCGCGCCGAUCUCGGCGUUCGACCAGGUGCUCGCGGAGGACCCUAAAGUGAACCGGUUGGAGGACAGCGUGCUGCUGUGGAAGGCGGUGUGCUCGAAUCGGCUGCUGGCGCACGUCGACCUGGUGCUCUUCCUGAACAAGUGCGAUUUGCUCGCGCGGAAGCUUGGCGCGGGGACGCGGCUUGCGAAGUACGUGCGCAGCUACGGCGAUCGCUCGAACGACGUCGACACGGCGAGCAAGUAUUUUCGGAGCAAGUUUAGCGCGAUCCAGCGCGCGUACUCGCCCGCGCCGCGCAAGUUCUACGGCUUCUGCACGUCCGUCACGGACACGGCGACGACGGCGGGGAUCCUCGUCAGCGUGCGCGAUAUCGUGCUGCGGCAGCACCUGCGGCAGUCGAAGCUCGUGUGAGCGGCGCGGCGCGGCGUGGGCUCCGGCUGGGCUCCGGCUGAGCUCCGGCCUUGGCUGCGCCGUCGCCUGUCGCGAGCUCCGCGCACCGCGUUGGGCGCGGGGUUCCCUCGCUGCCGCGGUCUUUUGCGCCGACCGCCGAUCGCCCCGUGUCCCGUGUCCCGCGUCCCGCGUCGUGCCCGAUGGAGGAGGCUCGCCUCUCGCGUCGAGCGGCGCGGGGCAAGAGCGCGCGCGUCGGCAUUCGGAUGGGCGCUGGAAGGGCAGGGAGGGUAGGACGGGACAGGGAAGGACGGGACGGGGGGGGGACGGUGCUUGUUGUCCUCUGGGGUUGUUGGUUGUGCGCGUGUGUCGGCGCUGUGCUGGUUUUACUUGCUUUUCUUUGACCGUGUUCAUUUUUUUUCGCUUGCUUCAUUGAUUGAUUGCUUGAUUGCUUG